Molecule: messenger RNA, 2407 nt
Organism: Jaculus jaculus (lesser Egyptian jerboa)
Lineage: Eukaryota; Metazoa; Chordata; Mammalia; Rodentia; Dipodidae
Gene: Adra1d
Product: adrenoceptor alpha 1D
Exons: 2
Coding region: 1-1716 (571 amino acids)
Biological process (GO): adenylate cyclase-activating adrenergic receptor signaling pathway; cell-cell signaling; positive regulation of cytosolic calcium ion concentration
Cellular component (GO): membrane
Molecular function (GO): alpha1-adrenergic receptor activity
Source: RefSeq, a predicted model, not a curated record
AUGACUUUCCGAGACCUCCUGAGCGUCACUUUCGAAGGUUCUCGUUCGAAUAGCAGCGCCGGUGGCCCCGGCGCCAGCGGCAGCGGGGGUGGCGCAGGGUGCGCUGUCGCCUCGGAGGGCCCGGCGGUGGGCGGCGUGCCAGGGGGCGCCGGCGCCGGAGGAAGUGUGGUGGGCACGGGCGGCGGCGAGGACAAUCGAAGCUCGGCGGGGGAGCCCGGGGGUGCGGGCCCCGGCGGCGAGGUGAACGGCACAGCGGCCGUCGGGGGACUGGUGGUGAGUGUGCAGGGCGUGGGCGUGGGCAUCUUCCUGGCGGCCUUCAUCCUCAUCGCAGUGGCGGGCAACCUGCUGGUCAUCCUCUCGGUGGCCUGCAACCGCCACCUGCAGACUGUCACCAACUAUUUCAUCGUGAACCUGGCCGUGGCCGACCUGCUACUGAGUGCCACCGUGCUGCCCUUCUCGGCCACCAUGGAGGUCCUGGGCUUCUGGGCCUUUGGCCGGGCCUUCUGCGAUGUGUGGGCCGCCGUGGACGUACUGUGCUGCACAGCCUCCAUCCUGAGCCUCUGCACCAUCUCGGUGGACCGGUACGUAGGCGUGCGCCACUCGCUCAAGUACCCGGCCAUCAUGACUGAGCGCAAGGCGGCCGCGAUCCUGGCCCUGCUCUGGGCCGUGGCCCUGGUGGUGUCCGUGGGGCCGCUGCUGGGCUGGAAGGAGCCGGUGCCGCCCGACGAGCGCUUCUGCGGCAUCACGGAGGAGGUGGGCUACGCAGUCUUCUCCUCCGUGUGCUCCUUCUACCUGCCCAUGGCGGUCAUCGUGGUCAUGUACUGCCGCGUGUACGUGGUCGCUCGCAGCACCACGCGCAGCCUCGAGGCCGGCGUCAAGCGCGAGCGGGGCAAGGCCUCGGAGGUGGUGCUGCGCAUCCACUGUCGCGGGGCAGCCUCCGGCACCAGCACCGGCACCGACCUGGCUCCGGGGACUCGGAGCGCCAAGGGCCACACCCUGCGCAGCUCGCUGUCUGUGCGCCUGCUCAAGUUCUCCCGUGAGAAGAAGGCGGCGAAGACGCUGGCCAUUGUGGUGGGUGUCUUCGUGCUCUGCUGGUUCCCCUUCUUCUUCGUGCUGCCACUGGGCUCCCUGUUCCCACAGCUGAAACCAUCAGAGGGCGUCUUCAAGGUCAUCUUCUGGCUUGGCUACUUCAACAGCUGCGUGAACCCGCUCAUCUACCCCUGCUCCAGUCGCGAGUUCAAACGCGCCUUCCUCCGCCUCCUGCACUGCCAGUGUCGCCGCCGCCGCCGUCGCCGCCUCUGGCGAGUCUAUGGCCACCACUGGCGGGCCUCCACGAGCAGCCCGACCCCCGAUUGCGUCCUCAGCCCCGGCACCGCUCUGCCUGGGACCCCACUGGCCCUCACCGCACACCCGGGCCCCUGCUCCCCAGGCACGCCCGAGGCGCAGGUGUCCAGCAGACGAAAGUCACCUUCCGCCCUCCGCGAGUGGAGGCUGCUCGGGCCUUUACGAGGACCCACGACCCAGCUGCGUGCCAAGGUGUCCAGCCUGUCCCACAAGAUCCGUUCCGGGGGCGCACAGCGUGCAGAGACCACGUGCGCUCGGCGCUCGGAAGUGGAGACGGUGUCCCUAGGCAUUCCCCAAGAUGGGGCAGAAGCUGCCAUCUGCCAGGCCUAUGAACUGGCUGACUACAGCAAUCUCCGGGAGACUAAUAUCUAAGGACCUGGAGCUCGGCUGUAGAGUGUGCUGGGGCAGGGGUGGGAAGUUGUGGAGAAGGUGGCUUGAUUCCAGAGACCUGCAUGGACCUGGGGCUGGAUGCAAUGACUGUGCAGGGUGGUUGCUUUCUGGCAUUCCAGAGAAACUGGGGCUGGAGUUGGGAUCGAUGCCCUUUAGUGGUGGGGAGUUAUAGCGGUCUUUGCAGGACAGUUGCUCACAGCUCUUCCUAGGAGGAAGGGACUGCAGGAUCCCUCUACCAUUCACACCCAACCCCUGUGAGAAACUGCCACGCCCAGAAGCCUAGGCAGAAGGCACGGAUAUGGCCCCUCCUCUGAGGAAGGAAGAGGCCUAGCUCUUUGCUUUGUUGCCCCAGAGAAAUCAGUGGGGCCAAGGCUCUGCACUGAACACGUUCCUCCUAACUGACAACUGGAGGAAUCCAAUGGACCUGCCACAACCACUUCAAGCUUUGGUGGCACACUGGACAGUGGUUCUACAAACCCGUUGUACUUUGUCCUGGGCCCAGUUCCUCCUUCCCAACUCUUAACACUAAUCUCUAGGCAUCCCUUCACCUGGCCUGGCCCUCCUACUUCCCCUCAGGGGCCUUACUGUUUACACUCUGUACAUAGCUCAUUGUGCCUGUCAGUGCCCAUCACUUCUUGCUGGGACGCUAAGCUGCCAAGUGGGAAGAGCUUUA